AGAGAGAAAAAGGAAAAAGUUUGUCAUUUUUUUUUUCUUAUUACAAAAACUAGAAACAAAUUAUCAAAAUCCUAUGAAAUGAAGUAAAAAGGGGAAAUAAAGGUUAAAUCCUCGGAAGCAGUCUGCUAGUUUUCUCCCGCCAAAGAAGGAAAAACAAAAGAACUUUUAAUAGAUGUUCUGUUUUUCUCUGUUUCGCUACCCGUCUCCUUUAAUCACUGAAUUAAAACCCCAGACUUUACUCUUGAAAGCCCAAUUCAAAACCCAAAAUUUUCCUCUUAAUUUCUCGCGAAACCAGCUUUUUACCAACUUUUUCACCGAAAGAAUUUCUGGGUAUCCAAUAAAAUCCCCUGCUCGUUCUUCUUCUUUGGAGGAUGAGUAUGACGUGGAAUUGGGCCUCCUUUUAGCUCUGUUGCCAGAGGAAAUGAGAAGCAGAAUCAGUGAACAUGAAGAGCUACGUGAGUUGAUUGAAGUGGUUAUGGAUUUAGGCAGGAAACCUUUGGCUAGAUUUCCUUCAGGGGAUUUUGUAUUAUCCGAUUGUCCAAUCACAGUUCAGGAUAUAGAGCAUGCUACUUCUAAGGUUGGUGAUUUUGCCAUCGAUAAUCGAGCAGGAAUCAGCCGAACAUUACAUCGCAUUAGUGCAAUCAGGAAUCGGAAGGGCACAAUUAUUGGUUUAACUUGUCGUGUUGGUAGGGCAAUAUCGGGAAGUGCUGAUUUGUUGAGAGAUUUAGUUCAAGAUGGGGCUUCCUUGCUGCUCAUUGGUCCUCCGGGAGUGGGGAAAACAACAAUUAUCAGGGAUAUAGGUAGGAUGCUUGCAAAUGACUACAAGAAACGUGUGAUGAUUGUUGACACGUCUAACGAGAUAGGUGGGAAUGGCGAUAUACCACAUGCUGGAAUUGGUAAUGCUCGGAGAAUGCAAGUCCCUGACUCUGAUAUGCAACAUAAGGUAUUGAUAGAAGCAGUUGAAAAUCAUAUGCCACAAGUGAUCGUGAUUGAUGAAAUCGGAACAAAACUUGAGGCAAUGGCUGCAUGCACAAUUGCACAACGUGGAAUUCAGCUAGUUGCCACUGCUCAUGGAGUAACCAUUGAGAAUUUGAUAAUGAAUCCUUCACUAGAGAUCCUUAUUGGGGGAAUACAGAGUGUGACUCUAGGGGAUGAAGAAGCAAAUCGAAGGGGUGUCCAGAAAACUGUGCUGGAGAGGAAAGGGCCAUCAACAUUUAGUUGUGGCGUGGAGAUUGUUUCUAAGACUGAGUUAUGUGUUCACCGCUGCCUUGAAGCAACAGUUGAUGCUGUUCUCUCUGGUCAUUUUCCUCGUGUUGAAAUCCGUAAGAUGAACUCUCAGGGGCUAGAAGCCACCUCACAGACUUCUACUGAUAUUGGCUCUGACAAGAAAGAUGUAGUAGUUGCUCGAGAUCUACUAGAGAUUAGCAAUGAAAAAAUUGGCAAUAAUCAAUUACCUCCUGAACUUUCUUCAAACAUGGCUGAGGAUUCUUUGGAAGACAGGGCUUUACUUCGUUUGUUUGUCUAUGGGAUCCCGGAGGCGAGUGUGAUACAAGGACUUAAAAAGUUGAAAAUGGAUGCUGCAGUUCAAUUAACUGAUAAUAUCAGUGAGGCAAAUGCAAUUCUUGCUCUGCUUUCGAAGCUUAGGAAGAACUCUGGGAUUCAAGCUGCAGCUAGAUCUCAUCACAUGCCUGUCUACGUGGCGAAGACAAGCUCAUUGAUGCAGAUAACAAAAGCCAUAGAGGCAUUAAAAGAUGAUUAUCCACAUGGAUUAAAGAAUCCUGGAUCAGAAGAUGAAAUGAAUAUUUCGGAGAAGGUUGAUGCCUUAGAGGAGGCAAGAAUAGCCAUUGAACAGGUAGUAAUCCCAAAAGGGGAACCUGUGGAACUACUCUCAAGGCCGCCCCACAUUAUGUCUCUACAAGUAGAGCUCAUUCAGAAAUACCAACUACAGUCAGAGAAAGUUGUCAAAGGGUCAGACGUACGUUUACGUAUCCUCCCAUUUCAGCUUACAACGAAUGAGGUCAUCAAUAACUCAAGUAAGAACAUUGAUGCAAAUGAGGUUCACAAUUUUGACGGUUACGGUGCAAAUGGUUCCCCACACAGUGUGGACAGGUUACCUCUCCUGCCUGAUUAAUUACUAGUCAGCAUGUGUCAUACAUUGAACAUUGCCACAGUCGUUAGUUUUCUAGCCGCCUCACAUGUUCUUGCAUGGUGGCCUGCAAUGCAUUCCUUUAGAUUUUGCUGGUUUCUGUUGGAUGUCUUAACAUCAGAAAAACGAAAUGACUGGAAUAUCAUUACAUGGUUGAUUAUCUGGAUUCUUUGA
This is a messenger RNA of Theobroma umbraticum, 2320 nucleotides long. RefSeq names its product P-loop containing nucleoside triphosphate hydrolases superfamily protein. NCBI's taxonomy places the organism in Eukaryota, Viridiplantae, Streptophyta, Magnoliopsida, Malvales, Malvaceae. Gene Ontology annotation, cellular component: chloroplast. Gene Ontology annotation, molecular function: ATP hydrolysis activity. The record is from RefSeq and is a predicted model, not a curated record.